CCCCGCGGGCUCCGAUGGAAAGAGUUGGAGCCGUGCUGGGAGCAGCCGCCUGCGCGACGCGGCGCAGGGACGGGGCGCGCUCGGCUCCCAACUCCGGCCGCGCCGCGCCGCCGCCGCCCGCCGCCGCUCGCAUGGCCCGUGGCGGCGCCGCCUGAGCGCCGGCCGGGGCCGCCGGCCGCUCCGCUGCGCUGCGCUCCGCUCCUGCCGCCGCGCCAUGCGCCCCUGAGCCCCGCACCGCGCCGCGAGCCCGGCGGCGACUCCCGUUACUAAGGAUUUUCCCUGGAGCAGGACUUUGAAUAUGACACUUCAGUAAUGCAGAGGCUGCAAACGCAGAAGGGGAAGAACAUUUAACAGCCUCGAACCACCCGCUCUGUGUGCCGUAUGUAUGUGCCACUGAGCCGAGCCUGCGUUGCCGGUAUCCUCCCUGGGCCUACCUUGGAAGCUAGAUCUGCAGCUGCCCUUCAGUCAUGGUUGUUUCAAGAUUAAAGGCCAUUUCCCUGUCAUUGCCAAGCCUUUUUCUUCUUGCUUUUCAUCUCUCAGCAUCACAGAAUGUACCUGCAUACUCUGAAGCUGAGCAUCAGCAAUGUGUCAGGAAAGAACACCCCACAAUUGCUUUUGAAGAUCUGAAGCCCUGGGUGUCGAAUUUCACCUAUCCAGGUGUGCAUGACUUUUCUCAGCUUGCACUGGAUGCCAACAGGAACCAGCUCAUUGUGGGAGCAAGGAACUACCUCUUCAGACUUAGUCUGCACAACGUUUCUCUUAUUCAGGCAACAGCAUGGGGUUCAGAUGAAGACACCAGGCGGUCCUGUCAGAGUAAAGGAAAAACUGAGGAAGAGUGCCAGAACUAUGUCCGGGUGCUGAUCGUUUAUGGCAAGAAGGUGUUUACCUGCGGCACCAAUGCCUUUUCGCCUGUGUGCUCCAGUCGACAGGUAGGAAAUCUUAGCAAAAUCAUUGACAGAAUUAAUGGAGUGGCUCGGUGCCCGUACGACCCCCGUCAUAACUCGACAGCUGUGAUUACAUCACGAGGAGAGCUCUAUGCUGCAACUGUAAUUGAUUUCUCUGGACGGGAUCCUGCUAUUUACCGCAGCCUUGGAAAUGUUCCCCCACUUAGGACAGCACAAUACAACUCCAAGUGGCUCAAUGAGCCUAAUUUCAUUGCUGCCUAUGACAUCGGUUUGUUCACCUACUUCUUUUUCCGUGAGAAUGCGGUAGAACACGACUGUGGGAAAACAGUGUAUUCCCGUGUGGCAAGGGUUUGCAAAAACGACAUUGGGGGGAGAUUUUUGCUGGAGGACACGUGGACAACUUUUAUGAAGGCCAGACUGAACUGCUCCCGAGCUGGAGAAAUCCCUUUCUAUUAUAACGAAUUGCAAAGCACCUUCUACCUUCCUGAGCAAGACCUGAUCUAUGGUGUCUUCACUACUAAUGUAAACAGCAUAGCUGCCUCAGCAGUGUGUGCCUUCAAUCUGAGUGCCAUUACUCAGGCGUUUAAUGGCCCUUUCCGUUACCAAGAGAACCCAAGAUCAGCCUGGCUGCCAACGCUAAACCCCAUCCCUAAUUUCCAGUGUGGGACGCUGAAUGAUGACGGCCCCAAUGAGAACCUGACGGAGAGGAUCCUUCAGGAUGCGCAGCGCUUGUUCCUGAUGAACGACGUGGUGCAGCCAGUCACUGUAGAUCCGUAUGUGACUCAGGACAGCAUUCGAUUUUCCAAACUGGUGGUUGAUAUUGUUCAGGGGAAGGAUACUCUCUACCACGUUAUGUAUAUUGGGACAGAGUAUGGGACCAUCUUGAAGGCACUUUCUACCACUAAUAGGAGCCUGAGGAGUUGUUAUUUAGAGGAAAUGCAGAUUCUCCCUGAUGGACAACAGGAACCAAUCAAGAGCCUCCAAAUCCUGCACAGUGACAGGUCGCUCUUUGUGGGUUUAAAUAAUGGAGUGCUAAAAAUUCCUCUGGAGAGAUGCUCCAUGUACAGAACAGAAGGGGAAUGUCUAGGAGCCAGAGAUCCCUACUGCGGCUGGGAUAGCAAGCAGAAGCAUUGCACCACCAUUGAGGACAGCUCCAACAUGAGCCUGUGGACUCAAAAUAUUACCGAGUGCCCAGUGAAAAACCUGACAACAAAUGGAAGAUUGGGGCCUUGGUCCCCAUGGCAACUGUGUGAGCAUUCAGAUGGGGACAGCACAGGCUCCUGUAUGUGUAGGUCACGUUCAUGUGACAGCCCUCGUCCUCGCUGUGGAGGUCGCGCCUGUGAAGGGGCCAGGAUUGAGGUCGCAAAUUGUUCAAGAAAUGGCGCUUGGACACCCUGGUCUUCCUGGGCCCCAUGUAGCACUUCCUGUGGGAUCGGCUUUCAGGUCCGCCAGCGAUCCUGCAGCAACCCCGCUCCCCGGUAUGGGGGCAGGGUCUGCGUUGGACAGAGCAGGGAAGAGAGAUUCUGUAAUGAGAAUAGUCCAUGCCCAUUACCAAUUUUUUGGUCUUCAUGGGGUCCUUGGAAUAAAUGUAGUGUGAAUUGUGGUGGAGGCAUACAUUCAAGACAGAGGUCCUGUGAAAAUGGAAAUACAUGUCCAGGCUGUGCUGUGGAAUAUAAGACCUGCAACCCCGAGAGUUGCCCGGAGGUGCGCAGGAACACACCCUGGACCCCUUGGAUGCCCGUCAACAUCACCCAGAACGGUGCCCGCCAGGAGCAGCGCUUCCGCUACACGUGUCGUGCCCAGCUGUCUGAUCCUCACGAGCUGCAGUUUGGGAGGAAGAAGACCGAGAGUCGAUUCUGCCCCAAUGAUGGCUCGGCAGUGUGUGAUACUGACUCUCUUGUUGAUGACCUCCUCAAGACUGGUAAGACCUCUGCACGGAUUAUCAAUGGGGGCUGGUCCUUUUGGGGGGCCUGGUCCUCCUGUUCCAGGGACUGUGAGUUGGGCUUUAGGAUCAGGAAGAGAACUUGCACAAACCCUGAACCUAAAAAUGGUGGCUUGCCCUGCGUGGGGUCAGCGAUGGAGUACCAAGACUGCAACCCACAUCCCUGCCCAGUGAAAGGCUCAUGGUCUUGCUGGACUCCUUGGUCUCAGUGCUCAGCAACCUGUGGAGGAGGACACUACCAGCGCACACGGACUUGCACCAAUCCAGCCCCGUCUAGCGGAGAGGAUAUCUGCAUUGGUCUGCACACUGAGGAGGCCCUCUGCAACACACACCCGUGUGAAGGUGGCUGGUCAGAGUGGUCAGAGUGGAGCUUGUGUAAUGAAGAGGGGAUCCAGUAUCGCAGUCGUUAUUGCGAGGUACACAGUCCAGACUCUUCUCAGUGUGUCGGAAACAGCACACAGUACCAAGAUUGCCUGUACAAUGAAAUUCCCGUGAUCCUGCCAGCCUCCAGCAUUGAUGAGAGCACAAACUGUGGAGGUUUUAGUCUCAUCCAUCUGAUUGCCACCGGGGUCUCCUGUUUCUUUGGCUCUAGCCUCCUAACGUUUGUGAUUUACGUGUACUGCCAGCGCUGCCAGAGGCAGUCCCAGGAGUCAACUGUUAUCCACCCAACCACUCCCAACCACCUCCAUUACAAAGGCAACACCACCCCCAAGAACGAGAAGUACACCCCCAUGGAGUUCAAGACACUUAACAAGAACAACUUGAUACCAGAUGACAGGACCAACUUCUACCCAUUGCAGCAAACCAACGUGUACACGACAACCUAUUAUCCCAGUACACUGAAUAAAUAUGACUACAGGCCCGAGGCCUCCCCUGGAAGGACCUUUACCAACAGCUGAUGAUGGACAGACCCCACAGGACUGGAUCACUUCCUAUAUGAAAAUUUUUUUAAUUGAUUUUAUGGACCAAAUAUUGGCCCCCUCUCUAGAUGUAAAUAUUGUACAGUAGGGUCUUUUUUUUUCCUUUGGUUAAUUGUAUUACUUGUAAACAGCACAUCUCCUUACAAGGACAAAGAAAGCAUAUGGACCAUUCUGCAGAGCUUUUGUGGAUAUUUGGCUGGAGAUGGCUCUUACUACUGCAUCUGUCUAUGGCUGGAAGAUCAGCAUUUCUGUCCAAAGCCAACACUGUCAAGGAGCUGACUGUGUGCUGUGUUCACCAUGCAGCAGAACACAGCUACGUACCGGUGCACUCUAAGAAACACAAGAGGUGGCUUCUUGGAGCAAGAAGUGUCUGUCUGGUGAGGAGCAUCCUUCCUGGGCCAGGGUAGCAAUGGUGCACAGGAUGACACAUAGCUCACAAGACAGCCUGAGCAGGACUCCAUCAUGCCAACAACUUGAAGAACGUUUUUGUUUUUUCUUUUCCUUUUUUUAAUUUUUGCUUUUGUUUUUUUUACAUUUCUGAAAAAAAAAAAAGUGACUUUCUAGGGCAGUGUUCCCUGUAUCUUCAACAGAAUCUUUUCUUACUACAGGAAAUACUCUCCACAGCCUUCUUUGGUAAUAUGCAAUCCAGUGGAUGAAAAACAACACACAAACAAAGUGCAUUACCCAAAGAAGCUUUCCAGAAUGUUUCCAGUCUUAAUUAAAAGAAAAUUACACAGGCAGUGAGAAGCUGAGCUAAGUAAAUGUUGGAAUAAUAUCAGCGACAUGGACUUGGAGUGCCUAACAAAGAAAGAUGUUUAUUUCACUGGAAAAAAUACGUGAUGAUUGCCGCACAAGAGCCAUGGGCUUUUAUUUUUCUGACUUCUUUUCUUUCUUUUUUCUGAGACCGUGUUAACUCUUUUUCUUCUAGCUUUGAUCCCCACGGUGUCUGCCAGGAAAGACAACUCUAGAGGCCAUGCUCUUCUUGUGGGAAGUCACCAUGCUUUGGGCUUGUUUUUACUCUCAUUUUACUGUUGGUUUUUAAGUUCAUUUAUUUUCAAAGAGUGAAUAAUUCUGACUUUGCAGGGGAGAGUAUUUUUGUAAGGAAUGUUUCCAUAGUCUGACAUGACCCAGAAAGUCUGCUGCACAUUCUUAUAGCGUCUUCCAGUCAGUAUUCUAUGAAAUAAUAACACAGCUGAGUAAUGUGCAUUGUUUGCCAAUAUUUCUUUAAUUUUUCCGAACAAAAGCAACCCGACAAACAAAUGCUGCUGCAGCUAUUGAAGUAAAUUGGGGCAGUGGCGUUAUUAAACAGUAUAUCCAACCUUGAAAUGUAAUUUUGUGUAUGUGUGUGACUGUGUCUAUAAGAACUGUAUUAGUUUGAUGCAGAAGCCAUGUUGUCUACAACCAGAUGUUUGUCUGACAUAAUUGUUUGGCAAAAAGGAAACUUAUCGCUGGUGCUUAAUGUACAAUUACAUCCAAUGUGUUAGCAACGUGAGCAAGUUCACCACUGUUAUCAUUCAGUGUUUCUAAAUAUUUAUAAUGAACUCCUGAUGCUAAGAAUUUUAGACUGUCGCAAUACUGAGCAUGAGAUAAAAGUACACCCCGAAACGCGCAUGAGCUCCAAGUGGUCCACAACUUGGAUUUGUUGUCCGCAUCUUCCUCGAGCAAUUGCCAUGCCUAUGCUUGGUCAGUGACUUAGACGUGUUCCAAACGGUCCCGUUUUUAUAUUUGUUUUAUUUCAGAUUUUUUGCUGUAAGCCAACACUCUGCUGGUUUCUCAGUGCUGUUACUUUGCAGUCGCUUGGUUGAAGGUCGAGCUUGGGCUCUGCGCUCAGCUCUUUCCUGUAGGUAACCGGUAGGGACUGAAGAACGGCUGUGUUGCUCGUGACAAGUGUGUUGCUUUUCCCAGGAGGAAAAGCCAGCAUGGCUCACUAAGGCCGUGUUAUGGUUGCUUGACCAGAAGGCAAGAAUAAAGUAACCUCCCAUUUUUAAGUUAGUACGUUAGACUUCAGUUUGCAGUGAUUGAAGGCUGUAGGGGUAUUUGUAAUGAAGUGUGGUCAUUAGCACUGCCCCAAGGAUGCCUUGGCCUCAACGGUGCCCGUCAUUUCCAGCAGCUGCUCUUCCAAUUUAGCAGGCCGAUCCUGGCUCAGUGCUGGCUUCUCCGGGAAAAGAGGAAAGAACGGAUGCCCUAGAUAGAUGUACUCAGACGUGGAGCAGAGGGGUUAGAAGCUGAUGCAGGCCUUGAAGCUUUGUGUGACGCAACUUGCUGCAGCUCUUGCAGUAGGCGUAGCGGCACGGUGGUGCGGCGCGAGGCAAACGCACCUGCAGAGCACGAGCCCGCCGGCAGCGGCCACAAACGCCUGCAGGGAGGCUCUUCACAGGCCCCCAAAUCCCGUGUGCAGGUUGCUGCCUUUGUGCCUGAUGCCGUGAAGGGUUCACACGGGGGAACUGAGCCUCACUGAAUUUCCUCAUCCCCUGGAGCAACACUGAAAAUCCUGGCUUAAAGUAGUUCUCACAAGUAUGUAGCCCAGGGGUUGGAAAUGACUACAUUAGCGUACCUGGCAGGGAUUUCCCAGCUUUAAUUUAGGUGAGUCAGAAGAAAAUGUUGGCUUCCAAGGUCGCUCUAGCCACUGUAAAGUUAAAGAGAUCUCUGAGCUUCCUUGCAGAAGAUUCCCUGUUGUCGACCCAUUCUGCAGUUAUCACACACGUGGCAGGAUUGCAGCUGCGGUUCGGGGGGGGGGGGGGGGGGAUGCAAGCAAGUGAGGCAAACCUCGCAAUUAUUUUCAUUUUCUUUCUUUUUUCUUUUUUUUGCUCCUUAAACAUUUUUCCGUUUUCAGCCUCUCUGAAUAAUGUGAUUUAAACUGCUAUUUUUUUUUUCCCCCCCAAAGAAAGUCCCAUGUAGCAGCUGUAAUUAUUUAAAUGUUGGACUCGCCAAGAUGGGUCAUUACUGCCAUUGUGCUCAAAAGGUGCAUGUUUUGCAGGCUGCUGGAGGGCAGAUGCUGCGAGAGUGGUGCAUGUGGUUAUAGUUUCAUCAAGACAUUCCUUCUUACCAGCCAUCCAAAUGGAUUCAGCCCUUUUCCCUGUAAUUGGCAAUCACAGAGUCGGCAGCCUCCAUUCGAGCAGAAAGUAGAACCCAGGAGGGAGAGCGAGAGAGAAAAAGAGAGAAAUCAGGACUCUCAUUACUCAAUUAAUAUUUGCGCGAGAGUGCAGGUCUUUAAGGACAAUGUGAAUGCAAUGUGAGGAUUGUAUUUGUUUUUAUGGCCUCUCUAAUGUGUGGCAGGUUGAUGACACCAAAUGGAGUGACACGCUCGCGAUGCAGGUAAUUCAGCAGCUUGAUCAUCAGGUCUGUUAUCUGCAGUAGAUUGAAUUGCUCCUGCAGUUGGAUGUUAAACUUGCCGAAAUUUCCUAUUAUUCCUAAUAUCAUCUUAAAGUACAUUGGAAAUGUAUUUAGUUCUGGAGCGUUACUUUCCAAAAGAAUCAUCUUACUAUAUAUAUAUAUAUAUAUAUACAUGUAUAUAUGGUUUUUUUUUUUCUUUCACUUCUCCGGAAGAGAGGGAGAGCACUGGUCAUUACUGGAUUGGCCUCGGGGCCUUUGUUCUGCCCAAACCCUUUGGCUAGGAGUCAGGUGUACGUUGUGUCGAAUAUGACGGAAGUCUUAUGGCCAAAUAUUUAGUGGAAACAUCUAUAAUUAGGCCAUUUGUUUUCUUUCCCCACGCAAGUGGCCGCGUUACUCUCUCCAGAAGGGGUGCGGGUAUUGCAGAGAUAUCCCGGCGAUGGGCUGUGAUUGCCCUCGGGCCGGAUCCCACCCGCCAGGAUCAACACGUGCCAACCACCGACAGCAAACCCCCAGGGUGAGAGGGGCUGUAGCUCUAAAGCUGUGCUUGAGCGUGGGAGCUGGGGCUGCCCUUAAACGUGUGACAUGUGCAGAUGCCACAGGAGAAGCAUGUGCAUUGUGUUACCACCACUGCUCUUAAUGCCUUACUUCUAGAGACUGAGCUAGUUGUUUGAAAGCAGCAGGGAGCAGGGAUGGAGUCCGCAUCUGACGCAGACAGCUUGACACCUCUGGUGUUAAUCUGAUGUUAAGCCCACCUGAAGAGGAAAUCGCAGUCCACUGAGAUUGAUUUAUUCUUUGUACCAAAUGUAGUGUGCGGGAGAGUUUUUAAAUAUAUAUCUCUAUAUGUAUAUAUACAGAUAUAUAUGUACUUAUAUAUCUGUAUAUAUAAAUGUAAAUGUAGAGUUUGUGUAACAACUUGCUCUUUCUUGUAAUAGUGUAUACAUCUAUCAGUGGAUAGAUACUGUAUUUAUUUAUAAUAUAUACAUACUAUAUAUAUAUGUACAUAUACAUAUAUAUAUAUGUAUAUAUAUAGCGAAAUGCCUGCAGAGGAAGCAGAAUAACAAUGGUAGUGCUGGUAUUCAAAUCCCACAGAGACAAACUGAAAAAAAAACCACCCAAACCCUGUGAAAAAACUAGUAGUCUUUCCAUUAGAUUUGACAAAACACACUUCUGAGCUAAAUGCAAAAUAUUUUUUUAGUUGAAAAGAAAAUAAUUGAUUUUUCUAGUUAGAAAUGCUGAUUCUCCUCUAAAUCAUUCUGGUUAAGAAUGACUAAGUAAAAGAUUCUUGUUGCUGCUUGUAUUUUCUGAAUAAGCCUCCUGAGUCGCUCAUGUGUAUCAUUUUAUUGUUUUUGUAAUUAUAAGUAGGGAGUAAUUGUGCAAAUAAAAUUAAAAUAGCAAGUAGGAAUAACAAAUAUUAUACCAUUAGAGCAAACCAUAUCAUCUGUUAGAACUGGGAAAAAAAAAAUUGUCAUCUUCUACUUACUUAUAUGUUAAAGCAUUUAACAGUUGCUUUCUGAGUUAUUGUUGGGCAUUAUAAGGGCCUUACCGUCACCCAAUGAGGCUUUAGCACAAAAUUUAGGGAGAGCGACCCUGCAAACCCAUGGCUUUCCGAGGGGCCCCAAAAGCCACCAGGCUUUAAGUGUCAGUGCCCCAAAUCUCCAUGGAGAUUCCAGUGGUCGUGACUGAGGCUCCACAUACAUUUCCUGCCCUGUCGCGCCCAUGAGAUAGCCCGUAAGCAAGGCAUGGUGCAGCACCCCUUGGACUUGUCCGGCAUAAUGAAGAAAUACCCAGUAAAUUUGAUUUGAGGGAUUUUUUUUUUUUUUUUUUAACAGAUUAUUUAAUGCCCUUCUGCCCAAAGCUCAGACUCGUACAGGUGCAGCUCCCCUUUAAGCCUGUUAGGAAGAAACUUCAGAAGGCUUCAGGGACAGGCUUGGGGCAGGUGAGCAAAUCCACAAAUUUUGAUGCUGUCCAAUCUCUAGAGCUUGCAAACCUGGACAAAAAAGUCUUUAGAGCACAGGUCCUGGUGGGACCUGGUGGGGUUGGCUGGUCUCACCCAAUCUGCCUGCAAACUCCUCGUGUGGACCCUUGGGAAAUUUUAGUUUCUGUAGCUGUCCAGGCUGGAGGAGCAAAACCAGCAACCCACUCUUGAUAGCCACAAAUACGAGAGUUCAAUGUCCAACACACAUUUGGUUCCUGAACUUGCUUUCUUCUCUUCCGCCUCCAGCUUCAUCUGCAAAUCUGCCCCGCUGUUAGAGAUGGUUCAGUGCUACAUGAGCAGCGUUGGGCUUUCUGGAAUUCCCAAUGUAAUUUUUUUUUUUUUUUUAAUGAAUCUGGUCACAGAUAAUGUUAUAUAAUGUCCUCUUGUAAUGCUGAAACCUCUGUGAGCUGGAGCGCUGUGUAACGCGUGUGCCAGGGAGUCAAGCGGAGGUCAGUGUGCAUAGGCCAUUAAUAACUGAAGCAAAAUGUUUUUAGUUCCAACAUGUCAAAACAAUGUAAAAGCCAGCCAGCUGCAUGAUAGUGUGGUUUACAUCCACACGCAGCUCCUUAGAUAACAUCCGAAAGUGCACAUACUUUAAACUGAUAGAGUUAAUUAGGAACAUUCCCAUAGAAGAAACGUUAGGGAGGAAGAAUAGUACAUUAAAUGUAAAUGAUAGGAUUUAGUUUGUAAUGGAGGUGGGAGAGUGACAGAUGCAAUACUGGGUUUUGGAUAAAUGGGAAAUUAUUACCAGAACACAGAAUGCUUGCCCAAAACAGCGAAACCUGGAGAGCAUCAUUGGACUCUGUUGUGAAGGCACAUCACCCUUCCUAUGCAAUUGAAUUGAUGGUACUUUAGUAUAAAGGUGACCUAGACUGUAAUCACUGCCUUUAGACACUGUGAAUUUUUUUGGGGGUACUCUGUAUUUUUAUAUAUUGUACAAUGUAAAGAAUAAUUCAGAAAUAAAACAGAACAACCUGG
Molecule: messenger RNA, 10053 nt
Organism: Dromaius novaehollandiae (emu)
Lineage: Eukaryota; Metazoa; Chordata; Aves; Casuariiformes; Dromaiidae
Gene: SEMA5B
Product: semaphorin 5B
Exons: 24
Coding region: 468-3746 (1092 amino acids)
Biological process (GO): axon guidance; neural crest cell migration; semaphorin-plexin signaling pathway
Molecular function (GO): chemorepellent activity; semaphorin receptor binding
Source: RefSeq, a predicted model, not a curated record